GCGUAAAGAACGUGGCGGGACGUAUGUGUCAUGGCGAGCUCCAUCUAAAGUCGCUGCAGUUACCGGAGAGUGGCGUACUCAUCUUUCAAGAAGAUUUGAGACUAAUUGCGAAUAAUCAAGAGAAGAUGCCUUCUGCAUCCUGUGAUACACUCCUGGAUGACAUAGAAGAUAUUGUGUCACAAGAAGAUUCAAAGCCCCAAGAUAGGCAUUUUGCGAGAAAGCACGUUGUUCCAAAGGUGCGAAGGCGAAAUACCCAAAAACAUUUGCAAGACGAAAACAGUCCACCAAGUGAUAGCACUAUUCCAGGCAUACAGAAAAUUUGGAUACGGACUUGGGGUUGUUCUCAUAAUAAUUCAGAUGGAGAAUAUAUGGCUGGACAACUAGCUGCUUAUGGAUAUAAAAUUACAGAAAAUGCAUCAGAGGCAGACUUAUGGCUCCUGAAUAGUUGUACUGUAAAAAAUCCGGCUGAAGACCACUUUAGAAACUCAGUUAAAAAAGCUCAAGAGGAGAACAAGAAAAUAGUGCUUGCUGGAUGUGUUCCUCAAGCCCAGCCUCGUCAGGACUACCUUAAAGGGCUGAGCAUCAUAGGGGUUCAACAGAUAGAUCGUGUGGUAGAAGUUGUGGAGGAAACAAUUAAAGGUCACUCUGUGAGACUGCUGGGUCAGAAAAAGGAUAAAGGAAAACGGUUGGGGGGAGCACGACUGGAUUUGCCAAAGAUUAGGAAGAAUCCACUGAUAGAAAUCAUUUCCAUCAACACUGGGUGUCUCAAUGCUUGUACCUACUGCAAAACUAAACACGCCAGAGGAAAUUUGGCCAGUUAUCCAGUUGAUGAGUUAGUAGAUAGAGCCAAACAGUCUUUUCAAGAGGGUGUUUGUGAAAUAUGGUUGACCAGUGAAGACACAGGGGCUUAUGGCAGAGAUAUUGGCACCAGUCUUCCCGCACUGCUGUGGAAACUGGUUGAAGUGAUUCCGGAGGGAGCGAUGCUGAGGCUUGGCAUGACAAAUCCGCCCUAUAUUUUAGAGCAUCUGGAGGAAAUGGCAAAAAUCCUUAAUCACCCCCGAGUCUAUGCCUUUCUGCACAUACCAGUCCAGUCUGCCUCUGACACUGUGCUCACAGAAAUGAAAAGAGAAUACUGCGUGGCUGACUUCAAAAGAGUAGUGGAUUUUCUGAAAGACAAAGUUCCUGGAAUAACUAUUGCUACAGACAUUAUCUGUGGUUUUCCUGGAGAAACAGACCAAGAUUUUCAAGAAACAAUGAAACUUGUUGAAGAGUACAAAUUUCCAAGUCUCUUCAUUAACCAAUUUUACCCAAGACCAGGAACUCCCGCUGCAAAAAUGGAACAAGUUCCAGCGCAAGUGAAGGAAUAUUUUGGGAUGCUUACACGAUUGUAUUCAAUUCUUCCAAAAAAGCAAAGAACAAAAGAUCUUUCUCAAGUAUUUCAUUCUUACAAUCCAUAUGAUCACAAGAUUGGUGAGAGACAAAAAGUGUUAGUCACAGAAGAAUCUUUUGAUUCCAAGUUUUAUGUUGCACACAAUCGAUUCUAUGAGCAGGUUUUAGUGCCAAAGAACCCCACAUUCAUGGGGAAAAUGGUCGAAGUGAACGUUUAUGAAUCAGGAAAACAUUUUAUGAAAGGGCAGCCAGUUUCAGAUGCCAAAGUAUAUGCGCCAUCCAUCAGCAAACCAUUAGCAAAAGGAGAAAUCUCAGGUUUAACAGAGGAAUUCAGAAAUAGGCUUGGGAACCACCUGAAUUCAGUAUCCCACACCUUGGAUGCAACUCAGCAAGGCUCGGCGAGUUCCAGAAUGGCGCUACAAUUGCAAAGGCUACACCAGGACUGUGCACUGAGGAUGUCUGUGGUCCUGGCUCUGUUUGCUUUUCUUUUUGCUUUUUUGAUCAAGGUCUGUAAUUAA
Lipotes vexillifer (Yangtze River dolphin) is the source of this 1907-nucleotide messenger RNA. RefSeq names its product CDKAL1 threonylcarbamoyladenosine tRNA methylthiotransferase (gene CDKAL1). Gene Ontology annotation, biological process: tRNA methylthiolation. Lineage: Eukaryota; Metazoa; Chordata; Mammalia; Artiodactyla; Lipotidae. The transcript has 17 exons. Gene Ontology annotation, molecular function: tRNA (N(6)-L-threonylcarbamoyladenosine(37)-C(2))-methylthiotransferase activity; 4 iron, 4 sulfur cluster binding. Bases 24 to 1907 code for a protein of 627 amino acids. The record is from RefSeq and is a predicted model, not a curated record. Gene Ontology annotation, cellular component: endoplasmic reticulum.